Molecule: messenger RNA, 1558 nt
Organism: Brassica rapa (field mustard)
Lineage: Eukaryota; Viridiplantae; Streptophyta; Magnoliopsida; Brassicales; Brassicaceae
Product: ethylene-responsive transcription factor RAP2-10
Biological process (GO): regulation of DNA-templated transcription
Molecular function (GO): DNA-binding transcription factor activity; DNA binding
Source: RefSeq, a predicted model, not a curated record
CUUUUUAUUUGGGUAACAGUUUCAUUUUUACACUAUUUGACAUUUUCAAAUUUAAACCACAUACUCCAAUAUCAAAAUAAAAAUAUCAUUAGUGUUUAGACACCCACUUGGGUAUCUCAUGAAUAUAUUUGUGUUAUUUAAUUACAUAUUAAAAAUUAAAUGAUAAAACAUAAGUGAACCAGUGGUAAAGUCUCCCCAAUUAUGUAGAGUAUUUUUUUACUAAUAAUCGUUUCUUUUUCUUUUUCACUUUUUUAUUUUUUCAAUCAGUAGAAUUUUUUUCAAGACUCUACAUUGUAACUUAAUUUCAUUUAGAAAAUGAUUAUAGUUUAUCUAUUAGAGAGCUAAGGAAUAAGAAACUGGCAUAGACUUUCACAAAAUAAAUUGUGGAAUUAAUAUAGUAACGCUGAUAGUAUAUAGAAAUUAAUUUUAUAACCGUCCAAUGGAAAGAGCCGUCGAACUUAUUAAAAAAAGGUGCAUGCGCGUAUUUAACACUAAUAUUUAAUUUCCGUCCAAACAAUAAAUACUAUUUUCGCUAUAUAUAUCGUGGAAGAUGAUUGUUGUCUCUGUUAGAGAGAAGCGAAAAUAAAAGUAAAGAAAAAAUAUAUAUGAGAAAGUAGUUAAGAGAUUAGUGUCGGUGGUUUUUUGAACUACUCUUAUGCUGUUUCGUGUUCCUCUCAUCUCUUCUUGGCCCACGUGUUCAUCAACCUCCCUGCGCAUGUAAUCGCUUCGCCGUCAAUAUCACAUCCUCUCUAGAUCGGAUAGAAAGUUGAUUCUUUCGUUGUUUCUUGGAAUCUCCGGCGAAAACCCACAUGGAGACAGUGAUGGAAGUGGCGGCGGCUGUUCCUACUUCGACGGUUGCGGCGCCGGCGGCGACGAGGAAGAGAGAGAAACCGUAUAAAGGGAUAAGGAUGAGGAAGUGGGGGAAGUGGGUGGCGGAGAUUAGAGAGCCUAACAAACGGUCUAGGAUCUGGCUUGGCUCUUACUCAACUCCCGAGGCGGCGGCGAGAGCUUACGACACGGCGGUGUUCUAUCUCCGAGGUCCGUCUGCUCGGCUUAACUUCCCGGAGCUUUUAGCCGGCGUUACGGUAGCGGGAGGAAACGGUGGUGGGGAUAUGUCGGCGGCUUACAUAAGGAGAAAAGCAGCGGAGGUUGGAGCGCAAGUGGAUGCGUUAGAAGCGGCGGGAGGCAAUCGUCGUCAUCAUCAUCAUCAACAGUAUCAACGUGGUAAUCAUGAUUACGUGGAUGAUGAUCAUAGUGUUAAUCAUAGUGAUUAUCGCCUUAAUGAUGGUCAGCAUGAGUGUAGUAGUAAGGAUAAGAGGUGUAACGGGUCAUGGGAAGCUGUCGAUUUAAACAAAUUACCCGACCCGGAAACUUCUGAGGACGAUUAGGAAAGGAAUCCACCCAAAAAACACAAAACGUUGUAGAAGUUAGAUUUUUAGAGAAUGUUUUGUCUGUAUGAUGCGCGGAGGUUGCUAACAUGCACCUCUUUACUGAGUUUGUGAUUACUGAUUUUAACUACUAGUGUAGUGGUAUGUUUCUAUAAAUAGUUUUCACUCAA